This is a messenger RNA of Nannizzia gypsea CBS 118893, 999 nucleotides long. RefSeq lists its product as hypothetical. Bases 1 to 999 code for a protein of 332 amino acids. Lineage: Eukaryota; Fungi; Ascomycota; Eurotiomycetes; Onygenales; Arthrodermataceae. Gene Ontology annotation, molecular function: methyltransferase activity. The record is from RefSeq and is a predicted model, not a curated record. The transcript is spliced from 12 exons.
AUGGCGCCGGCGGACGAGAAUAAUCAUAUAGAAGUAGACGAGGCCGCAGAGAUGGACGACGAGGCCUACGGGGACAACGAUGAGUCGACGUUGUCAACCUCGCUGUCGUCCAGCAUUCUCGCGUACCGGAUGGAGAAUGGCAGAAGAUACCAUGCAUACAAGGCUGGCAGCUACCCAUUUCCAAACGACGAAAUAGAGAAUGACCGGCUAGAUAUGCAGCAUGCUGUCUUCCUCAGGUCGCUGGACGGCAGGCUGUGCCUAUGUCCAAUUAAAGAGGGUAUCCAGAAUGUGCUUGAUGUUGGCACCGGAACUGGCGUCUGGGCACUUGACUUUGCCGACGAGCAUCCCUCUGCACAGAUAAUUGGUACAGACCUGUCACCAAUCCAGCCGAGUCUGGUCCCCCCAAAUCUCAGCUUCCUGAUCGACGACGCAGAAGCAGAAUGGCAGUUUCAUCAGAAGUUCGACCUGGUCCACGGUAGAAUGAUGACAGGCUCCCUGAAAGACUGGGACCGCUUCUAUACCCAAUGCUACAACAACCUCCAGCCGGGCGGAUAUGUUGAAAUGCAAGAUAUCUGUCUCCCCCUGAAAUCCGAUGACGGCACACUAACACCAGAUCACGCCCUGGACAAAUGGUCCCGGCUCUGUCUGGAAGCAUGUGAAAAGCUAGAGAGGCCGUUGGACGUGGCUAAAAGUCAUAAGAGACGCAUGGAAGAAGCUGGCUUCGUCGACGUUGUUGAAGUUAUUUAUAAAUGGCCGCAGAAUUCAUGGGCUAAAGACCGCAAACUGAAGGAGAUAGGGAACUGGACGAUGACGAACAUGCUGGAGGGUCUGCAGGCGCUAAGUAUAGGGCCCUUUACGCGAGGGCUGGGCUGGAGUUUGGAGCAGGUCGAGGCGUUUUUGAUAGACGUCCGGAAUGACGUGAAGAAUAGGAAAUUGCAUGUUUACUGGCCGAUGUACUUUGUAUACGGCCGCAAGCCAGAAAGCAACGAGAAGAUAUGA